Vitrella brassicaformis is the source of this 4185-nucleotide messenger RNA. The record is from the annotation of a GenBank genome assembly. NCBI's taxonomy places the organism in Eukaryota, Vitrellaceae.
UUAUGCAUCGGGGGUCACAUCAGGUGUGUGCGGGCCAUUGGCUGGCAAGGGGGACUGCGUCUGCGGGACCACAUCGGCCAAGUCUCGACUCAUGGGCUGCGGCGUCACGUCGAUAUCGAGUGGCUCAUUGCCACCCGGCAGCUGCUCGGCGUCCACCGCUUCGAGCCGCUCGGACAUGGCUGAUGCCAGCCGGUGGCCCUUCUGGCGCUUGACUCGCCUGUCCACUGCCUGGCCGGUGCUCUCCAUCUCGAGACGAUGCUGCUCAGCCAACGCCUGGGGCAAAGAGAGAGAGAGACGGAAAGCGAAUGGUCCAUAAGCACCUUUGCUUAAGGCCAUGUAGGUCUUGCGUACCUUUGCUUUGACGAAGCCGUGCUCUCCGACUGUGAAUUGCUUUUUCCUCUGCCUGGUGCCGUCCUUCGGAUACCAUGACGCCGUCCACGCCCGGAAUUUCCCAUCCCAGGAGACGCCCACGACCUUUGACUGAUGCUCGGCACGUCUGCGGAUGGCGGCCGUCUUCCCCUUGGUGGCCUCGGCUGUCUUGCCGCCCUUGGGUCUCUGUCGCCUCUCGACGGCGGAUGGGCUGCUGCUGGCGGAUGGGUCUCUGGAGAGGUGCUUGAGAGACGAAGUGCGAUUGACAGACUUAUCACACUGGCCGCCCUCUUGCCUGUCGCUGCCGAAGAGGGUCGAGUGCCUCUCCUCCAUCGCACGGCGGUGCGCGAUCGCGGCCUGUUUGGCAGGCUCGUAGGCGAGCUCUUUGACGGAGAAGUACUUGCUCUUCGUUUUGCCCCCCACCUGCCAUUUGGCCACCCAGCGCUUCCUUCUCUCGUCGAAGUUGACGCCCCGCACGCCGCUCUGAUGCUCACAUGGUUUCUGCUCCAUCACGGCCCGUUUGUGAGGGGUGGCGGCAGCCAUAGCAGCCAGCCUGGUGUUCUGCUGAUUGGUCUUCUGAAGCUGUUUGAUGAAUCGACUGGCGGCUUCCUUGAUGUCCUCGCCGUCACGCCGCCCCACCAUGGCCGGCAGCUCACGGCGCACAAACGAGUCGACGGACGCAAAGCUCAGAGAGGGGACGGCCGCCAGCAUCGCCCCACAGUUGUGACCCACUUGACCAUAAAGGCGACAGAGGAUCAUCCGCUGGGCGUGUGUCAUGGGCUGCUGGUCCUCAGUGCCAUCCAUGUCCAUCUCCCGCUGGCGGCAUGCCCAUGCGGCAUCGACGGCCGCCCCCAUGGCCUCCCUGGUGGCCGCUGAGAGGGGCACCGACUGCACUGGGGUGCCGGGCAGGACCACCUCGACGGCCAGCUGGGUCAGGGCAGACCCACUCCUGAACCGCAGACACAGAGGCGUGUCGGGAUGGGCUCGGCCGAGUGCCUCCAGCUGCUGGUAGAAGUGGAGAAUCAGAUGCCCCUGCUGGACCGGGGACACACGAGGGCCGCGACUGGCCGUGUGAUGCGUCGGCGGCGUAGCCGGUGGGCCCUCCCGCAGCCAACUGGGGGCCUCGAUGUCAGGUGAGGGAUGGCGGUCGAAUCGGUCGUCUCUGCGGGGCCUCGGUCGGUUGGUGUCACGGCGAGCCGUAGGGUGCAGAGGCACACCGCCCCCCACACCACCGUCACGCAGCUGAGGGGCCUGCGGCCGCCCCCUGACCGCUGCCCGGCCGGUGCGCUCCAUCUCGAGACGGUGCUGCUCGGCCAACGCCUGAAACACGUGACAGACACAACGAGGGCUGGCGGUGUUGGGCUGCGCGAGCGGGGUGGCGCUGUGCUGUACCUUUGCUUUGUCGAAGCCGUGAUGUUUGACGUAGAAAUACUUCUUCUUCUGCUUGCCGUCGCCCUUGUCGUACCAAGUCGCCACCCAAUACUGGUACUUCUCAGACCAGCAAACCCCCGGCACGUCGGACUGAUGCUCCGCAGGUUUGCGGAUGACGGCCUCGCCCUUGGCCUCGCCCUUGGCCUUGGCUGCCUUGUCACUGUUGGGGCUCGGCCGCCAUUCCGCCACGGAAGGGCUGCUGCUGGCGAGAGCCGCAUGUCGGCGGCGGUGCUUUCGAGGGGGGCUGUGGUCGAUGACUGAUCACGAAUCGAACCCUCUGGCACCGACGCACCAGCCCCUUGCUGCUGUCGGUCAGCAUCAUCUCGGUCCGCACAUUUUGCCUGCGCCACCAGGCUGGCUGCCAGAGAAUGGCCGCCCGCCUCACUCAGCCUCGCCGACACACACCGAUCCCUCCCCCCACCCGCGUCCUCACGAUGGCGCUUGGCUGCUGGCCGGUUGAUGAGCAGCUCGUUCUCGGAGCUGGACGAGUCCGUUAUAAGCCUCUCACUGACACGAGAUGACGACCUGCCUCUGUGGCGGCGGCGAGGCUGAAUGUGGGGCGGCAUGAGGUCAUUGUUGUCGAGUGGAUGGCCACUGGGGCACUCAGACAGAGACGGGGGCGGCAUGGGCUUGGGCCUGGCUCUGCUGCUGCGGUGGCGCGUCUGAGGACGAUUGCAGCCGUGGGGGCUGAUGUCAUCGAGCCAGCUGAUGUCCAGGGGUGCAGCGGCCUCUCCCUCACUGACAGUGCUCAAACGGUUGAGCUCCUCGACAGCGCGGCGAAAAGCGGCGAUGACGGCCGAACGGGAGCUGAGGUCGACCACCGGGACAUCGAGAAUGCGGUCCUCGCCAUCUUCCCCCUCGGGGGACGGCAGACGGACACGGAAGCCGCCGUCCUGCCAACACAACCCGCAUGACCUGCGCGAAAGAAAGAGCCAACCCCCCACACACAUCACACACGUGACAAAUCUGGCCCUCCCUGGUCUUCCCUUGUCUUGUCUUACCCGUCGCUGCUGAGGACCUCGACGAGGGCAGCAGCCAGGUCGCCGCCCUCCAUCACACCCACACCUGGCCUGCUGCUGGGGGGGCCGUGGCGGCGCGCCGAGUGAAUCGCACCAUCAUCAUUGGGGGGGCUGCAGGAACGGCCCUCAUCGCUCGUCGCCCCGCCCUCUGAAGUGUGGCGCCGCUGCUCCAUCUUCUGUCUGUGUGCGAUGGCCGCCUGUUUGGCCUCCUCGUAGCCGAGCUCAGCGACGGAGAAGGACUUCGUCUUCUUCCUGCCGCCCACCUGCCAGCUGGCCAGCCAUGAGUUGCCGCCCUUGUUGUAGCUGACGCCCCUGACGCCGCUCUGGUGCUCACAUCGCUUCCUCACCGACGCCAGUCCAAUACGCUCCAUCUCGAGACGAUGCUGCUCGGCCAACGCCUGAACCAUUCGUUAGAGAGUGAGAUGGAGGUGCGGUGCUGCGAUGCGAUGUCGGUACCUUCGCUUUGUAGAAGCCAUGCUCCUUGACGUAGAAGUACUUGUUCUCCCGCUUGCCGUCGUUCUUGCUAUACCACCUCGCUUGGCAGUACUGACCCCGUUCACACCAUUGGACCCCCUGCACGGCUGACUGAUGCUCGGCACUUUUGCGGAUGACGGUCUUGCCCUUGCCGGCCUUGCGGCUCGGCUGUCCGUCACGCGAAGACACGUCAUCAGCCCAAUCCAUGUCGUCAUCGCCACCAACACCACCCACAUCCGCCUCGCCACCGUCGUGAUGUGCCGGACCCUUGGACGCCGCACCAGCACUCGUGCCUCUGUCGGCGGCAUGCUUGUCCGUCGGCUGUGGCUGCAGCUUGAUCCGCCGCAUGUCGACCAUGAUUGCAUCGUCGCCAGCCGCGGCGUUGCGGUGGUGCGCCGCUUGGGCGAAGGCACGCAGGAUGAGCCGGGAUGAGGUCACGUCAGACACACUGAAGACACGCUCGUCGUGCCUGGCCUCCCCGUCUGGUCGGUAAGACACAAAGCUGGCCUCCUCGCCGCGCCACUCGAGACCGAGACUGAGUGGAGCACACAUCAAGGAAGAGGAGAAUCCGUGGCCUAUUCUAUGAGACUUCAUCGUUCUGCCCACCUGUCGGCAUCGUCUUGGUGCGAGUCCGCCAGCUGCCGCUGUGCCUGCUCCACCAGGCUGGCUGCCAGAGCAUGGCCGCCCCCUUCACUCAGCUUCGCCGACACAAUUCUUUCCUUCCCACCGCCUGACCUGUCGCGACGGCGUCUGGCCCCCGGUCGAUGUGACAGCUCCUCGCCCUCACGACGGCGAUGUGCCUCCGAUGUGGGUAGAAUGGCAGGCGGCAUGAGUUCAUCCUGACUGUCCCUCCUGCUGCCCGGGCGAUGGCUGGGCUCCCCACUCCCCAGAC